This is a messenger RNA of Monodelphis domestica (gray short-tailed opossum), 1689 nucleotides long. RefSeq names its product putative protein ARB2BP. Gene Ontology annotation, molecular function: siRNA binding. Lineage: Eukaryota; Metazoa; Chordata; Mammalia; Didelphimorphia; Didelphidae. The record is from RefSeq and is a predicted model, not a curated record. Gene Ontology annotation, cellular component: nucleus. Gene Ontology annotation, biological process: regulatory ncRNA-mediated heterochromatin formation.
CCCUCUUCUCCCUCCCCAGCCCCAAACAUUCCCCACGCAGGCCCACCCUGAUGGGGCGUUUCCGUGUCUUUCUCUGACGUCACUCCGCGGAGUCCACCUCUUGAGCUGGAAACCCCUCUUGAUUUCCUCUCCAAUUCCUUCAAGUAGUACUAAAUGAAAUCUUCAGUGUCAUUUCUGAAGAGAAGUGAAUUUAAUUGAAGCAUAAAAUGAAUUGGUUCCUGAUAACACAGGAAUUGAGCUUCCAAAAAUUCAUGAAGCAGUCAGCAUAUAUGGAAGAACUUAAGUAUGAUUUCAAUGAAAAGGCUGAAUUGAGACACAUAGAAACACAUGAGCCCUUCAUUUUUAACUAUUACAAAAAUACCCUUGAGAGAAAUAGCAAGCGCUACCAGGCCCUUGGGCAUUUGCUUGAAUGCUACAUUUAUGAGCUCUUGGAGAAGGUGUGCAAACUACACAAAGUGUAUAUCCCAAGCCAGGCUAUUAUGGAACCAAGGAGCUUCUUUUUCAUGAGUGAGAAUGCUUUAACUAAUACUUCCCUUCUUCUUGUCCUUCUGCAAGAUCAUGGAGUUUUUCGAGCUGGGCAGUGGAGCCAACAGACCAUAGUCCGUCAUGGCCUACAACAUGGAAGUCAAAUACCUUAUAUUCAGCUAGCACUACAAUCAGAUUAUGGUAUCAUCGUAUUAAAUCCCAAUGAUAAUUUCAUGGAUUUAAAAAUGGAAAAAGAGUGUCAAAGUCCUCAAGGAUAUACUAUUGAAUCAUCUUCCAUAGAAAUGUUUCAGACUGGGAACCCAUUUUCAUUGCCAAAGGGUGCCCAAUGCAUUCCUAAAAAAUACAGUAGUACACCUGAAGAACAUACUGCCUACAUAUGGAAUCAUUUCAUUUUGAAAAGUACAGCUAGGAAUGUAGCUUUCGUUGUCCAUGGUUAUGGAGGUUUGGUUUUUAUGGACCUACUUGUACAGAAAAAGUGGGAGGUAAUGAACAAAGUAUAUGCUGUAGCCCUUAUUGAUUCUGCGCACCAUGUAGAGCACCAGCUGGGAAAUGACACACAGCUAUUAGCAUGGAUAAAGCACCACUGUCGUGAAUGGAUAACAAGCCAUAAGCCAUUGGAUAAGCCUGUAGCCACUGUUUUGAAAAUGGAUUGUCCAAAGGUUUCAGCUGGUACAGAAAAUCAUAGCUUAGCACCUUCUACCAGCCUACAAUCAAUUUUCAAAUACCUCAAAAAUGCUUUAAAAGCCAAAACAUCUGUUCAUUUUUCUCGAAUGCCAAUUGUAACUAGAAGCUGCACAAAAAGAAAGCAAAGCACCUAGGUAAAGAGAGAUGCCACUCAAAGCUGCAAUAAGAAUGUUGGAAUGAAAGGGCAGCUUCCACUUCUUCCCAACCUCAGGAUGCUGAAUAACUAUCUGAUUUUGAUUUUUGUUUUUCUUAAAUGUGAAUGUAUUUAUGUUUUUGCAGACUUUAGUUGGGAUAAAAAAAAAGUAAACUGCCAGUCUGCCAUUUUUUUUAUUUUACAGUAUUAAUUUAAAAUCAAAUUUUAGAUUUGUUAUUUUUGAUAAGUCACUUUCUUGAGAAUUUAAAGAUAGCCACUAUAAUUACUGUAGCCUAAUUCAAAUUUAGGGCAAAUUAUAUUCUUUGAUUUAUAAAUGGUUUUGGUGACUCUGUAAAACUGACUAAAAUUAAACAUAAUGAGCAGCA